This is a messenger RNA of Anneissia japonica, 881 nucleotides long. RefSeq lists its product as uncharacterized. The transcript has 6 exons. Bases 7 to 618 code for a protein of 203 amino acids. The record is from RefSeq and is a predicted model, not a curated record. Lineage: Eukaryota; Metazoa; Echinodermata; Crinoidea; Comatulida; Comatulidae.
UCAAAAAUGAGUAAACAAAAAACAUGGUUUUCUAUUUUAUACUGUGCAACAUUACUAAAAUGUCAUUUUGUCUUGCAGGAAUUCAUAAGGGAUAGCCAUUUUGGAAAACAGCAAAGAAGCCAGAAUGGUGGCCAAAAUGAUGUGCCUUUCGAAUUACCAAAUACAAACGAUAAAGGUCCCGAAGAUGCCUCCAUUCAGGAGGCUCAUGUAAGUGGAGAUAUAGCGAUGUCAAUAGAUGAGUUGUUACUAAUCAACCCAGAAAGACAAACGUUUCCGAGAUUAAGGGGCAUUGUUGUCAGAGCGGUUCGAAAAGAAGGAAUUCAUAUGGGAAAGCCAUUUUGGAAAACAGCAAAGAAGCCAGAAUGGUGGCCAAAUGAUGUGCUUUCGCAUCACCGAAUACGAACGAUAAAGGGCACAUUAAAGUUACAACUAAUUGAAAUUGUGAACGCAUACCGCCUGCACAUGGGAAUAGAAGCAUACCGCCUGCACAUGGGAAUAGAAGAUCAAACAGCAGAAGACAUAAGAAAAGAAGAUAGUGAUUCAAACCAGCUGACGACGCAAACAAACAAAUGGACGACGCAAACAACCAACCAGACAACGCAAACCAGCCGACUUUAGACACAACCCCACCAAAUGAUGACGCAAACAAACCAGCUGACUACGCAACCCCACCAACCAAAUGGUGAUGCAAACAAACCAGCUGACGACGCAAACAAACGGACGACGCAAACCAGCCUACUGACGAUCAUUGCCAAAGGAAAAAUUAUUUUCUUUUUAAAAUUUUAGUUCGAUAUAUAUUCCAAUUUUAUUUUUCCAAUGGUGCUGUAAUACACAAGAAGAUGAUGACCAGCGAAAAGCUAAUCUGUACUCCUGUGGCCAAG